UCCUCCAUCGACAAAACAACCGGUCCCGCAGGUUACCUCAUUUCCUUGCCCCAGAAUCCAACUAUAAAACUAUAAAGCUUGUUUCUGUAGAAUUCUCCGGGUAGUUAUCAAUCUCAUCAAAACCGUCAUCGUCGUGGUCUCCAAAACCGUUCUCUCGUCUUUGAUCUCUUUCGAUUGUGAUUCUGAAGAUUGAAGACUUGGAGGAUGGCAGCUAAUGAGGAAGGAGAGGAGAAUACUUCUCGUGGAAAUGAGUGGGAAGUUGUAUCACUUACAGCAUCAGCAUACGCUGCUGCUCCUGGUCCAGAAGAAGUUGAACUGAAAGAUGAAAACAAGGAUAAUGCACCCAAAGAGGAAGCAGAAACUUCUCGUGCUUUGUUCAUGUCAGGUCACUUCGUCUUUCCAGCAAGCCAGCAUGAGAAUUUGCCAUUGGAGCCAGAUAAUAGUGAAAUUCUCGAUGAACAAGGCAGGGAGAGUGUUGCAUCUGAACUGGUUGUGGAAGAAGGGGAUAAAUCUGGUGGAAAGGAUGAAGAAAAUUUUAAACUUGAGGAGUUUAAUGUAUCUGAAGAGUUUCAUGGAAUACAGUUUUUUGAUGACAAGGAACAGAGUAUAUACGGUACAGAUACUUUUGGUUCUUUCCACAGUGAAACUGGACUUGGUGGAUCAGCUACAUAUGGGGAGAACCUAGUGAUUCCUGAAGUAAAUGAACAGGCUGAAGAGGAAUUGGAUUACUCCACAGACAUUGUUCACUCUCCAAAGUCUGCUAAAGAUGGUAAAUAUGAUGGGUCUGACCUUCCAUGUGAAGCUUGGUGGAAGAGAAGGGCAGCUUCCUUGUAUACUCAUGUAAAAGAGACAAAUGCAUUUUGGUCCAUUUUCGUUGCAGCGGCAGUAAUGGGCCUUGUAAUUCUUGGCCAGCGCUGGCAACAGGAAAGGUGGCGGGCUUUGCAACUCAAGUGGCAGGCUAGCAUUAAUGAGAAAAGUGGCAGGAUGUUGGGACCUAUAUCACGACUUAAGGAUGUGAUUGUGGGUGGCCAUCGCCGUGGAGCCCUUAUCAGGGGAAGUUCCUCAAAUGAAAAUUAAGAUGAUGAUGAAAAUGUUUAAGGAGAGUGUUUCAGGGUUGUUAUUAUGAUAUUUUGCUGUGUGGUUUGACCUAUUUUUCUCAUGACAAAGCUCUUUUAAGUGCAUGUUAACAAUUUGCGGUGGUGGUGCUUGUGUAAUUAUGGUGGCGUAAUAUUAAUUAUUGGGAAGUCUGGCAGUUUAUUUUUC
Messenger RNA from Hevea brasiliensis (rubber tree), 1263 nucleotides. Its product is annotated as ATG8-interacting protein 1. Bases 205 to 1077 code for a protein of 290 amino acids. The record is from RefSeq and is a predicted model, not a curated record. Gene Ontology annotation, cellular component: intracellular membrane-bounded organelle. NCBI's taxonomy places the organism in Eukaryota, Viridiplantae, Streptophyta, Magnoliopsida, Malpighiales, Euphorbiaceae. The transcript has 3 exons.